Linum trigynum is the source of this 2780-nucleotide messenger RNA. NCBI's taxonomy places the organism in Eukaryota, Viridiplantae, Streptophyta, Magnoliopsida, Malpighiales, Linaceae. The record is from the annotation of a GenBank genome assembly.
CUGGCAGAGUUCGUGGGCACGAUCUGGUAAGGGGAGGCUGCGAUCUCGGGCCUUGCUAGUUUGCGCUUUGAUGGCUGAUGAGUUCGCGGCCUGACUUCACGGUCGCAAUCCACGAGUCGCGCCCGCAAUCUUUCUCGUGGACUUUGAUGCAGAAAGUCGUGAGUCGAUUAUCAAAACUCUAUGUUACUUCCUUGUUGGCUGCUCCAAAAGUUCACGCCAUAGGCCUCCUUUUUUGCAGUCGUGAUAUUCGCUGCGGAGACUGCGAUCUAAUUGUCCAGCUUUCCGUCCUCUGUCCGGCCAUGAUCUUAUGUGCCUUGGCCGUGAUCCUCAGUUUUUGCACCUUUCUUUACACUUUUGCCCUCUUUUGGUACUUAAAACAUUCAUAUCUUCUAAUACACCCUAAAAAAUACUAAUAUUUUCUCUGAGGAACGAAUAAAGGGUAUAAUUGAUGAUAUAUUAACCAUGAAGACCAUAAAAAGACUCGAAAACAAAACUAAAUAUGAGCUCUAAAUAACACAUUUUGGGUGUUAUCAAGUCCCCCGCACUUAGGUGUUUGCUUGUCCACAAGCAAACCUACUCAAACUAAUACAACUUGAUAAACAAUCAACAUGGUAUGAGAUAUAGUUCUUCGUUGCACGAGUUAGAAUAUCCGUGAGAAUGAGAGGUGUUUGGGGGGAGGGGUUUCAGAAGGUAGUAAAAGAUGAUCGGGAGGCGGUAAAGCAUCCGAACCUCAAACACUUUCUCAAUCGGCAUUCCAGAGCGGGUGAAGAGCCCUUCGACGGCUCAAGUCAAACACUAUGCCGGUUGCUUCUCAUGUAUGAACCUCAAUUUUUUUCAAAGGUGAGCACAUUUUUUCAACGUUUUUUAGUCCAGAAAGUAGAAAAUCCCACACACAUCUCAUACCUAUGUAGCAAACAUGAUCAACUCACCAUUUCCAAAUUUCCUUCCAACAACCUUGUGGGUCAUCCUCCUUAAGCCCAACAACGAAAGCAUAUGAUGAAUGUAGGCAAAAUGUCGAAAACAUUUCAAUCAAUUUUGUAGUCGAUACCAAUUGAACCCAAUUAUACCGGCUGUCAUACUACUAAUUUAGCAACCAUGGGUGCAACCACACCGCAUGCCCACCUCUAAAAAUAGUGAUUAAUAAAACAUUAAAAUGUUAGAGUUGCACAAAACCUAUCGUUUAUCAAACAAUUCAGGGAUGAAAUUAUUAUUACCUGCCAAAAUUUGUGUACUAAACAAUAAUUUGCCGUCGGUGGUGCUGCUGUUAGAACUUGGGGUGGAAAUGGAAUUGCUUCGGAAGUUUUCUCAAUUCACCUGAGUUGCCCUUUCGCCUUUCCGCAUUCCUUCCGAAGCAACCUCUACGAUUCCCUCCGUCGUCGGCGUCAUGUGGGUGGAGAUCCUCUGCGGACUCAUCGUUUACAAGCUCUUCCGCAGCUUCUUCGGCUCCGGCGAUGAUGUUCUAGAUGUCGAGACCUCCGACACCAACGCCGUGUUCAUCGUCGCCAAUCGACUUGAGAAGCUGUAUGGAGGAAAGGUCUAUGUGGGGCUUCGGAUACCAGAUCCUGAUACAGGUUUACGCCAGAGUAUUGAUGUAGUCCUAGUAACAAAAGGGGAGGCAGCAGUGAUUUCUGUCAAGAACUUAUCUGGUUUGGUAUCGAUGAAUGGUGAUGGCAGCUGGGUAUGCGAGGGGGGCAGUGGGCACAAAGCUGAGCAUCUUCCUAAUCCUGUCGAAGAGGUCAAGAAGCAGGCUUCUAUUCUUGAAUCAUAUCUUGAGCAGAGGGGAAUCGCUCUUCCAGAAGGAUAUUUUUCUUACAAAGUUAUACUUCCCAAUCCUAAGUUCAGAACCAUCCAUGCAAGCUACUUUCCAUCUGAGGUGAUUACAUAUGAUCAAUGGACCAUCCUGAAGCCAGAAUCGAAAAGUUUUUCUUUAAGCUGGAUUAAGGGAGCAGUUUAUGGUGGAAAGAAGGAGAAUCAAGAAUCCCUUACUCAGAAACUUAAUUUCAUUCUCAAUUCAGCUCCGAUGUGGGACAGGCUGGAGCUCAAAGGUAGCAAGUAUGUCCUCGGAGAGUUCUUGGAAUUUAAAGGCAAGACAGAAGACACAAUGGCUCUGAAACACGUCAAAAGAUCCAAAGUCAGUCAGCUCGUCGUUCAAAAGACCAGUAUGUUCGGACUAGCUCCUUCGAGGCUCCAAGUGUUGUCCUGUGCUCGUGAUUUUCGUAGCGAAGGUGCCACUUCGUCCGAGUGGAAGGAAGAGACCGUAAGAUCGAGUACAGAAGUCGUGUUUCAGCCUCAGAACUCACCAAAGGUCCGCAAAUUCAAGCUCUCUUCAGUUAUCUCCAUGUCGCUGAGUGCGUGAUAGUGUACUGUAACUGCCUUUGAUCUACCAUACCAGAAUGAUAUAUCAAGCUAUGCCCUCACUAGAGUACUAAUGUCACACCUGUAAGUGGCUGUUAUUUUUUUUUUUUUUACUUCGUCCAGUUAUCUAAGUAUGCUGAACAUAAUCCCAAGAGAUGCAUCCAUCCAUUACUAUAUAACAAACAACUACCUCCAGAGAAAGGAAAGAAAAAACCUUAAAAACCAUAUAAAUAGUAUUUUUUUUUGGGUAAUAGGAACAUUUGUAUAUAGCUUGACUGUAUGCUGAAGCGUUCAUUUCCUCCCUAUACUAUGACAAGAUGAUGGAGCUGCUAACUUCUCAUUACUGAACCGUUAGUAAAUUCUGUUGUUUGCUAGAUGUGAAUGUGAGCUUAAGUAUCCAUUCGAUAUAAAAACCAGUACGAUUG